CUAGGCAUGCAGACGUCUUCUACAAACAUUUGUGAAAGAAUGGGUCGCUCUCAGGAGCUCAGUGAGUUCAAUCAUGGUACCGUGAUAGGUUGCCACCUGCGCAAUAAGUCCAUCCGUCAAAUUCCUGCUACUAAAUAUUCCACAGUCAACUGUUAUUGGUAUUAUCACCAAGUGCAAUGCAAAGCAUCGGAUGUAGUGGUGUAAAGCACACCGCCACUGGACUCUAGAGCAGUGGAGAUGUGUUCUCUGGAGUGAUGAAUCACGCUUCUCUGUCUGGUAAUCUGAUGGACAUGUCUGACUUUAGCAGUUGCCAGUAGAAUGGUACUUGCCUGACCGCAUUGUGCCAAGUGCA
Molecule: messenger RNA, 352 nt
Organism: Staurois parvus
Lineage: Eukaryota; Metazoa; Chordata; Amphibia; Anura; Ranidae
Source: the annotation of a GenBank genome assembly